Molecule: messenger RNA, 4443 nt
Organism: Epithele typhae
Lineage: Eukaryota; Fungi; Basidiomycota; Agaricomycetes; Polyporales; Epitheliaceae
Product: CNH-domain-containing protein
Exons: 10
Coding region: 1-4443 (1480 amino acids)
Biological process (GO): intracellular signal transduction
Molecular function (GO): guanyl-nucleotide exchange factor activity
Source: RefSeq, a predicted model, not a curated record
AUGGACCGGCCCAUGGGCCCACGAAGGCCCGACAAGCGCAAUGCGGCCUACGAAUCCAUCUUCGGCCGGCCGAGCGCAACCCACCAUCAGCUCCAUCCCCAAGACCCUGGCCAGUACGCCCCGGGUCCCUCCCCACUUCCGUACCAGCCGCCGCCGCCGCAACAGCAACCCUAUCCUUAUUAUCCGCAGCACGCCUCCCCCCCGCUCGACCGCCGCACCUCCCACUCGUCUGCUCGAAACCCGUCCCUCCAGUACUCCCAACCGGCCCCCACGAACAACCGGCAGUCGUACUACUCCGCCGCCCCCUCCGUACCGCAACCCCCCGUGCCCGUCUCCCAUGGCUUCCAGCAGCACUCAUAUGUGCAGCAGCAGCAGCAGCAGCAGCAGCAGCCACGGUACGGCUACGCCACUUCUCUUGCGCCCCCAUCCAUCGCAAGUCGCGCUCGCUCAAUCGGCAGCUCUCCCGGGAUCAUCGCCCCGCUCCCGGAGGAGUCUGCGGACCCGGGACUGGAGCACUACACCCAGGCCGGGAUGACGCCCGCCCAAGCCUACCUGGCGCAGGUGUCGCGGACGCAGCCGCACGCCAACGGGAGCCCGAUGGCCCAGCAACAGGCCUGGAGCUCAGCAGAGCACCUGCACCAUCAGCCCCAGCAGCGAUUUCGGCCCGAACACUCACCCACGCCCUCUGCCCCUCUGCCCGUGCAGCACCAGAGCGGCCCGCGGGGACCCCGGCCGCAGUCCGCACAGACGCUGCCGUCGACGGCGGAGGACAAGGUGCUCGACUUCGCGCUCCCGCAAAUCAGCAUGCAGUUCGAGGCGGAGGACGGACGGCUGGGGCUGGACUUCAGCGAGCGGGGGAACAACGGCGGCAGCACGGCGAAGGCCACGGAGAUUACCUCGACCAGCGACGAUGACGACGACGACGACGACGACGGCGAUCUCAGUGAGCUGCCGUACAGUAGACCGCAGCGCAUGUCCACGCCGAAUAGCGUGCGAUCGCGCUUGUCGACAUCGUCCACCAAGGGCGGCAGCGGCGACUUCACCAACUCCUCCAUCCCGUUUGCGUCCUCGAGCUCCUCCCGCCCCUACCCCCUCCAGGUCGACACCGCCAUGGCCGUGGCCCACGCCGCUGGCGUCAACUUGUCCCCCGCAUCGUCCACUCUUGUCGAAGAACCACAAACGCAGGCGAGCAGGGCUGCUCCUAGCCACCACAGCGCAAACGGACGGAGAUCUUCGGACUCUGCGAAGACCCUCCCGCCUCAGUUCCACCGCAACCGGAGCAUCAACGACCGUACACAGUCCAUGUCCGCUACGAUGUCGCCCCACGUCCACGCUGUGAUUGAAGCGGGCCGGAACGGCCGGCCUCCUGUCCCCUCCGCGCCUCCAUCCGGCGGGCGCGACUCUGCAACACCUGUAGCUACUCGACCGAAACGAGGGCCUAUUGUGUACCCGGCGCUGCUGUCGCGCGUCGCGGAGGCGUUCAAGACGCGCCUGCAGCUCGGCGACGGCGUCAAGGACGGGCUGACGUACAAAGACUCCUUCGACGGACGGGAAGCGGUCGACACGAUCGCGUACAUCAUCAAGACCACAGACCGCAACCUCGCGCUGCUCCUCGGCCGGGCGCUGGACGCGCAGAAGUUCUUCCACGCGGUCACGUACGACCACCGGCUCCGCGACUCGUCGCACGACCUGUACCAGUUCCGGACGAAGCUGCCCAGCCCGUUCGUCUCGGGCGAGCUCGCGAACGUGCCCCCGGAGCACGAGGAGCUGCUCAAGGCCCUCAGCGCGACGCCGCAGCCGCUCAUCGGUGGCGCGGACAGCAGCGACGACGGCGCCAAAAAGGAGUGCCCGACGCCUUCUGCGGAAGCCGAGGACGGGGAUGCGGAGAAGAAGGGCGGGUCGCGUUCGGGCUCGCCUACGCCCUCGGUUACUGCCUCCCCCGUAACGCGCCCGCGCGCGGGUUCGGUGUCCUCAGACGACGUGCCGCUCCCGACGGGGGUCUUCACGCUCCUCACGGACUGCUACUCGCCGACGUGCACGCGCGACCAGCUGUGCUACUCCAUCGCGUGCCCGCGGCGGCUGGAGCAGCAGGCGCGGCUGAACAUGAAGCCACAGCGGGAGUUGAAGAAGCAGAUCAGCAAGGAGAGCCUGGGCGAGAUCGUGGAAGCGGGAACGCUUUGGAUCCACUCCGUGCCUGCGGAAGUCGUGGCGAGCGUGUCGGACCAGGAGAAGAAGCGGCAAGAGGCGAUCAACGAGGUCAUCUACACGGAGCGGGACUUCGUUCGCGACAUGGAGUACCUGCGAGACCUCUGGAUGAAGCCCUUGAGGGAAUCCGACAUCAUCCCCGAGGAGCGUCGACAAGACUUCCUCGAGCAGGUGUUCUGGAACGUCCAAGACAUCAUCGCCGUGAACACGCGACUACGAGACGCGCUCAACAAGCGGCAGAAGGCCUACGCCGUCGUCGAGCAGAUCGGCGACUGUCUUCUCGAGGCCGUCCCACACUUCCACCCGUUCGUGUCCUACGGCGCCCACCAGCUGUACGGCAAGUACGAGUUUGAGAAGGAGAAGAACUCGAACCCAGCUUUCGCGAAAUUCGUGGAGGAAGUUGAGCGGAGGCCGGAGUCCCGCAAGCUCGAGCUCAACGGUUACCUCACGAAACCGACGACCCGUCUCGCUCGUUACCCGCUUCUGCUCGAGGCGGUCCUCAAGCACACGCCAGACGAUAACCCGGACAAGGUCACGCUGCCCGAAGUUGUCAAGGUCGUGCGCGAGUUCUUGAAGGCCGUCAACGCGGAGACGGGGCGUGCGGAGAACAGGUUCAACCUCUUGCAGCUCGAUCAGCAACUGGUCUUCCGUCAGGGAGAGGAAGUGGAUUUACGAUUGAAAGAGGAGGGACGUGAGCUCAUUUACAAGGGCGCACUCAAGAAGCGCGGAGGCGGUCAGGGUGACAGUGGCGAGCUCAUGGUUUUCCUGUUCGAUCAUGCGUUUCUCAUGGUCAAGCCCAAGAGCAAAAUCGAGCAGUACAAGGUGUAUCGUCGCCCAAUACCCCUUGAACUUCUUCUCGUCUCUGCACCCGACGACUACGCGCUGCCCAGGUCCAAUAACGCUAAACAAAGGCAGCUGGUCAAGAACUCUCCACACGCACCCGUGGUCCCCGUCAAGGAUGUGAAGGGUGGAUUCUCGCUCACCUUCGUCCACCUUGGCCGGAAGUACUACCAUAUCACACUGUGGGCGAGCACUUACGUCAGUCAACGAAAAUGGGUGGAGCACAUACAGAAGCAGCAGGACAUGAUGCGCGAACGAAGCAACAUCUUUGAGACGGUCACGAUCAGCGAGGGUUUCUUCGUGGGUGUCAACCGGGUCAACUGUGCGGCGCCAUUUGAUGGCGGUAGGAAGGCGGUCUAUGGUACUGACGACGGCGUCUAUCUCUCCAAUCUCAUGGAGCGCAACCGAGAGCCGAUCAAAGUGCUUGCUCUGAAGGACGUUGCCCAAGUGGAUGUGCUCGAAUAUUAUCAGCUUCUCAUCGUCUUGUCAGAUCCCAUGGAUCCGCUGUCAGGGCUCAAGCGGGCCAAGAGGAUAGCAUCGCACAUCUCGUUCUUCAAGGCCGGCGUUUGUCUCGGCCGGACCCUCGUGUGUGCCGUCAAGUCGAGUCCACUAUCAAGUACGAUCAAGACGCUCGAGCCCAUUGAUCAACACACUCGCGGGAGAAGCAAGCCGACAUUCCGGAAGCGGUUGCAGGGCGGGAACGACACCCUGCAGGUGUUCAAGGAGUUCUAUAUCCCGCUCCAAUCGAGCUCCAUCCACUUCCUGAAGACUCGUCUGUGUGUCGGCUGCACAAACGGCUUCGAGAUCGUGGAUCUGGAUACGCUGGAUACGCAAGGCUUGUUGGACCCAGCGGACACCUCGCUGGAGUUUAUCCACAAGAGGGAGAACUUGAAGCCGCUUGCCAUCUACCGAAUAGACAACGAGUUUCUCCUGUGUUAUGACGAAUUCGCCUUCUAUGUCAACAAGACCGGGUGGCGCUCUCGACGGGAGUUCAUGGUGUAUUGGGAGGGUUCGCCAACAGGCUUCGCUCUGCAUUACCCUUACGUCCUCGCGUUCGAGCCCACGUUCGUCGAGAUCCGUCAUGUGGAGACGGGCUCGAUGUCGCAGAUUAUUCAGGGCAACAACCUGCGGUGUCUCUUCGCUGACACACCUCCAUCAACAACCAACUCCGCCAACAACCCCUACAGCUCACCUUACCAACAACAAGGAUACGGCUACAACCAGUACGGACCCCCCAACGGCUCAAACGGCUACGGGAACUAUCAGAACGCCUACAUGCAGCGGCAGCCGCAAGGCGUCGGUCGGGACGAGAUCUACAUGGUAUCGGACGACCAGAUCAUGCGCCUGCAGAUGACCCAACAAGCCCGGGCUGCGCUGUACCAUGGGCAGCCACAGUAG